Molecule: messenger RNA, 1676 nt
Organism: Dufourea novaeangliae
Lineage: Eukaryota; Metazoa; Arthropoda; Insecta; Hymenoptera; Halictidae
Gene: Sirt7
Product: NAD-dependent protein deacetylase sirtuin-7
Exons: 4
Coding region: 1-1575 (524 amino acids)
Molecular function (GO): NAD+ binding
Source: RefSeq, a predicted model, not a curated record
AUGGAGGAGGCUGGUAACGAGAAGUUCCUAUCAAGAAGGCGUUCUGCUGCACUUAAAGCUUUCAAAGUUAAAGAUGAACGAGUGGCAACGUUUAAGAAAGUUGCAGCGAUCUUACAGAAAUCUGAAACGGACAGAACUGCAGAGGAAACGGGGAUACUUCUUUCCUGCAGUGACGUAGUAAAAGAGGUUAAUUUGAGACAGGAGAAAAGACAUAGGGUAAAGGCAAGACUGGAAGAAGUGGAAGAUGCACCAGAAAUCUUGGAGGAAAAGUGUAUACGACUAGCAGCAGCAAUUAGCAGAGCAACAUCAUUGGCUGUGUACACUGGUGCGGGCAUCAGUACAGCAGCUUCUAUCCCUGAUUACAGAGGGACGAACGGGGUUUGGACUCGUUUACAGCAAGGGAAAGAUAUUGGAAAUCAUGAUUUAAGUCAGGCAGAACCAACGUUAACACACAUGGCUCUGUAUGCUUUAUACAAAGCAAGAGUUUUGAAACACGUAGUGUCUCAGAAUUGUGACGGACUUCAUUUACGCAGUGGGAUACCUCGUACACUAUUGUCCGAAGUUCAUGGGAAUAUGUAUGUGGAAGUUUGUAGAGCGUGCAAACCGUAUAGAGAAUAUUGGAGAUUGUUUGAUGUUACAGAGAGGACUGCUCGAUAUUCUCAUGGUACUGGUAGAUUGUGUCAUAGGUGUAGUUCUGUCCUGCAAGAUUCGAUUGUUCAUUUCGGCGAACGAGGCAAUCUCCCGUGGCCAAUUAAUUGGAACGGUGCGACAAGAGCGGCGAAGCAAGCGGAUGUUAUAUUAUGCUUGGGUUCUAGUUUAAAGGUUCUGAAAAAAUAUCCAUGGCUAUGGCAGAUGGACAGACCAAUUCACAAACGUCCUUCCCUGUAUAUUGUAAAUUUGCAGUGGACACCAAAGGAUGAAAAUGCAGUCCUGAAAAUAAAUGGCAAAUGCGACGAAGUUAUGAAAAGAGUUAUGACUCAUCUAGGGUUGGAAAUACCACGAUACAAUCGUGCUAAGGAUCCGAUAUUUUUUCAUGCUGUUCGGCUCAGGGGUAACGAACAGUGUACAACAAGUCAGACAGUUCUGGAAGAACCGCCUAGCAUUGCUCCCAAGGAGCUAACGGAAAUUAGUGACACCUUUCAGGAAGAUAUUAAACCGGAGACCAAAGAAAAAGAAGAUUGCAUCACAACUAGAAAACUAACCGAAACCAUGUCUUCUUAUUCAGCACCUUUUUUUACCGCAUUACCAUUCUUAUCCAUGGGCUUACCAUUUCCACCUAUGUACAUGUGUCCUCAAUUAACCCCACUUUUUUAUUAUCCAUUUAUACAAAUACCAGAUAUGGCAAUGAACACACCGAAGCCCAAGCCAGCUUGUAUAUUUUGCAUGGAUAACGAGGGUUCGAUUACAUGCCUUUAUUAUCAACGAGAUGCGGACAAUCCGUUAAUAGAAUCGGAAAGUAUACAGAUAGAAGAUACAAAAACACUGGUAAUCGAGACUGAUUCGCCGAUAGCACCUCCUAAAAAUCCUGGAUGGUUCGGCAAAGGAUAUCGCAAAGGCAUGAAGAGGAAGCGGUAGCAUUUACUCUCGUUAACAUGGUACAUGACUUUCCCUUCAUCUGUUAUUAUGCGAAAUGUACGACAUACGGUAUAUAAUAAUGUACGUAAAUGUUCGACGCC